CUGCAUUGCUAUUAGCACAAUUGCUGAUACGUUUAUUGUAACAAUUCCUCAGCGUUUCCCACGAUGUUGGGAUUGACCAGUAUUGUUGUCCUGCUUUCGGUUACUUUAGCUUCGUCUCAACCAGUAGAUAUAAAUGCCCAGAAGGGUCAAUACUGGGGCGAGAAGGGCCUCGCAAACCCUUCUCGCAGGCUACGUGAAAUAGCAGAUUUCGCGCUGCUUUACUUCAACGCAACUACUGAAUUUCGCGCGGUGCUGUUAUUCACUAUUGCAACCCCAGCAAGCAAGGAUAAUGUCUUACCACGCCUUUUGGAGAACUUGGCGUCCUUCAAAUCUCAUGAUCAAGUGGAUACGAACGGGAAUGACGCUACUAGCCUUGCGGAGCAUACUAUUGUUGGGACAACGAAUAUGGACACGCAACAUGCCUGUGAUAAGCUAGCUGAGAAGCACCGUCAGAAAUGCUAUGAGCUGGAUCACGGUUUCAACCAGGGAGCGCAGGGCCUGUUGUCAGCCGCCAACAGCAAGGUGCACGCCUACUCGGUGGGGCUCAGCCGCAUCAAGGCGCUCAUCGACCUCAUCUCAAUGGGCUACGACGUCCUCUACUUCGACCUGCACCACUACUUCUUCCAGAACCCGCUCAAGUACAUGUACUCCCACACGCGCGCCCCCCUGGUGGUCUCCGGCACCCCCUCCAGCGGCUGCCGGCAGCUGCAGUCCGGCCCCGACGGCUCCCUGCCCGACGACCACCACCGGCUGGACAUUGCCUUCAUGCGCAGCGGCCCCGCCGCCUUCCGCUGCAUGUACAACUGGCUGUACUGGAGCACGCACACGGCGCACGACGUGAACGACCGGCCGCUGGACCACCACACCUUCCGCAACGUGAUGCAGGAGUGCGUGCUGUCCCUGGGCAAGCAGGUCAUGUCGGUGGAGUACCUGAGCCCCGCCGCCUUCCCCUCCGAGUGCGCCACCAAGUGCGGCUGCAGGGCGGACAACCCCGUGCAGCCGGCGCCGGACGGCAGCUGCAGCAAGGACGACAUGUCCAGCUGGGUGGGCUACCUGUUCUCAUGCACCCCCAACCCGGCCGACCUGGACGCACUGCUGCUCAAGUACGGCACCAUGUACCGCAACGCAGGGAUCGUCAGCACGCGCUAGGUGGUGAAGAUGAAUGAGUGAGUGGAGAGAGAGUGGUGGUGACCCAUGGGUCAUGCAGUCAGCAGUCGGAUUCAACAAUCGUACUCCGGGGCAUGUGGCUGGUCUGCUGGUGAUUACACAUGUCGCAGUGUGGGGUUUGCCAGCACGAGCUGUCGGUGAUGGAUAGGUAUAGGGUAGAUGUGAGUGUCCGUGACCCAUGGGUCGCGUUCGGCCGUUGCUUUAAAAUUUAUGGACGGCCUGCUAAUUUCUGUGAGCAGUAACGCAUAUUGCAAUGCUGGGUUGCAGGGUAUGAAGUGAGAAUGAGAUAGGGAAUUAGGGAUUGGUUUAUGCUAGGAAGAGGAAGUAAGUCAAGAGCGCGGGGAGGGCUUUGUGUGCAAGAGAGCGCGCUUACGGACAGCACGUGAUGGGUCGCUGAUUAUGAUUUUGCCCCUUGCCCUUGCUGCAACCAACGCCGCUACGCUUGCAGCCGUCGUACGUCCUGAGCCAAUGCGUCCCUCGUGGUCCUUGUUCUAGUGAGAGCUUAUCGUUUGAUGACCACCCCGGGCUGAGCUUCAUGCUAUGCCGUAAGUGUGCGUGACCUCCACACAGUCUGAAGUAGUCCUGUAGUAGCGCAUGUGUACGGAUCCAUCUGUUUGUGAUUCUGUUGUACCUUACCAGUCAUACGGCUCCUGCCUGCUCGUACCAUUGUUUUGCUGGCCCCCGGUGGUAGCGCCCUGUCGCGAGUGCGGAACUGAAGGAUGUACGACAGCAUGCUAGGGCAACCCAUUGUGAUCAGAGCUUGUUCAGGGUUUGGGUUAUGGACCAGGAUUUGGGUCUGCCUUGUACAGCUUGCGAUGGACUUUUCUAUAUCUACAUCAAUGACUUCCUCCUCUCUAGUGGCGUGCCUAGCUACGUAUGCCAGCUGCCUGUUAUGGGAAUGCCAUGGACGAGUGGGAGCGGCAGGGAGUCGUAAAAUUCACAAUCGUGCAUGCUAGCCACCUGCCUUGAAGGCAGUCACUCAGGUGCGAGAACGGAUUCCAGGGGCGCUGUCCUCCUUGCGACUCGGGAUAAUCGGCUAGAAGGGUGUCGAAACCACGAUGACUAUGAAAAUCCGCCAUUGACA
This is a messenger RNA of Astrephomene gubernaculifera, 2251 nucleotides long. NCBI's taxonomy places the organism in Eukaryota, Viridiplantae, Chlorophyta, Chlorophyceae, Chlamydomonadales, Astrephomenaceae. The record is from the annotation of a GenBank genome assembly.